CAACAACAACAACACGUGAAGAAGAAGCAGAAGAGGAAGAAACAACAGUAACAUAUAUUUCGAUGCAUGAGUUUGUUUAUUUCUAUCUCAUCCAGAUUGUUCCAUGAAAUGUCUUUGUGUAGAAAAAUACAUCCUUCAAUUCAAUGGAAAUUCUGUCAGAAAGUUUUCAGGCAUGGGGAAAGGUUGAAAUCUUCAUUGCCUCUGACAGACAUAAGAGUUUUGGACAUGACAAGAGUUCUUGCAGGUCCUUUCGCAACAAUGGUCCUUGGCGAUCUUGGUGCUGAAAUCAUAAAAAUUGAACGGCCAGGUUCUGGCGACGAUACAAGGGCUUGGGGGCCACCAUUCCAGGGUAAUGAGAGUAUUUACUUUAUGUCAGUCAACAGAAACAAAAAGAGCAUAUGUGUUGACUUUAAGAAAGAAGAAGGCUUGAAGAUAAUCAAAGAUCUUCUUGCCAAGUCUGACGUUCUAAUUGAAAAUUACCUACCUGGUAAACUUGCUACUGUUGGUUUAGAUUACGAUAGUUUGAAAAAGGACUUUCCACGCUUGAUAUACUGCUCCAUAUCUGGCUUUGGACAAGAAGGGCCUUCAAGUAAGAAAGCUGGCUAUGAUCUUGUCGCAUCAGCAAUAGGUGGCCUUAUGCAUAUUACUGGGCCUGAGGGAGGUGACCCUUGUCGAGUUGGUGUUGCCAUAACUGAUAUAACAACUGGUCUGUAUGCUCACGGUGCUAUCAUGGCAGCCGUCAUUGAGCGAUUUCAAACUGGAGAAGGAAAAUAUAUUGAUUGCUCGCUGCUUUCAACUCAGGUAGCUCUCAUUUCUCAUCUUGCUGCUAGCUACCUCAACGCAGGAAUGGACACGGGGAGACUAGGCACUGCGCACCAGAGCAUUGUACCAUACCAGGGCUUUAAAACAAACAAUGGUUACAUGGUUGUUGGCACCGGCAAUAAUCGACAGUUUCAAGAGCUCUGUAAAGUCAUGGGGCUCAAAGAACUUUCAGAUGAUGUAAAGUUUCAAGACAAUUCCGCGAGGGUUAAGAACAGAAAUGAACUUUUAUCAGUACUUCAGACAAGGUUUGAGGAAGAGUCAACUGAACAUUGGCUGGAAAAGUUCGAUUCUUGUACCUUUCCAUUUGGACCAGUUAACUCACUUGAAGCUGUUUUUGAAGAUCGGCAGGUCAGGUAUCUAAAUCUCGUGGAUGAGUUUGUUCACCCAAAUGCAGGAAAUGUCAAAGUCGUUGGACCUGCUGUAGCUUAUAAUGGACAAAGAAAGCUUAGACAAACCAUGCCAUCACCCACCAUUGGAGAGCAUACCAAGCAGUUGCUCAGUGAAAUGCUAGGCUACUCUGGUGACAAAAUCGAAAAUCUACGUCAACUAGGUGCCAUUCAUUUUGAUUGACACAUCACUUGGAAGCAGGUCUCAGGGAAGACUUUAAACAAGUUUCUUUUUAGCGCCUUUAAGCUAUUGUUUGACAAUAAACGUAUAAAACAGAUUUUUAUUUUUGUUUUUGUGUAGAAUUGACUAUAAGUCUACUUUGAUAUUUUUGUAUCAACCAGAAAUUGAACUGCAAAGGUUUAAGUUUGGCAAUGCUUGUUAUUUUUAGAAUUGCCUUCUAAAUACCUUCUAAAUGGUA
Rhopilema esculentum is the source of this 1627-nucleotide messenger RNA. Lineage: Eukaryota; Metazoa; Cnidaria; Scyphozoa; Rhizostomeae; Rhizostomatidae. The record is from RefSeq and is a predicted model, not a curated record.